AGCGGCAGUGAGUUCCGGGAAGAGAGACAGAGAGAGAGAGAGAGCCCAGGAGCAUCCCUGAGAGAUCUGGCCCUUCUUCAGAAGCUAACCCUGCGCUGCCAACCCCCAUCCAGGGGCUCAGCAGCCCAGCCCUGCCUGGCCUGCCUCUCACCUCCUCCAGGGGAGCUGCUGCUGUGGCCAACGUCGCUGGGGGUGGGGAGGGCAUCCCCUCUUCCCUCCCAUCAUGGCCGUGUACCGCGUGUGUGUGACCACUGGUCCCUACCUGAUGGCCGGCACAUUGGACAACAUCUUGGUCACACUGGUGGGCACGUGUGGUGAAAGCCCGAAGCAGCUGCUGGAUCGAGUGGGCAGGGACUUCGCCACUGGAUCGGUGCAGAAGUACAAGGUACGCUGCUCAGCGGAGUUGGGUGAGCUCCUGCUGCUGCGUCUACACAAGGAGCGCUAUGCUUUCUUCCCCAAGGACUCCUGGUACUGCAGUCGCAUCUGUGUCACUGCCCCUGAUGGUACCCUUUCCCACUUCCCCUGCUAUCAGUGGAUUGAGGGCUUCUGCACCAUAGAGCUGCGACCUGGAACAGCAAGAACUAUUUGUCAGGACUCCCUUCCCCUCCUUCUGGAUCAUAGGAAUCGGGAACUCCAGGCCCGACAGGAAUGCUACCGCUGGAAAGUCUAUGCCCCUGGCCUUCCUGGCAUUGUGGAUGUCAGCAGCUUUGAGGAGAUGGAGUCAGACAAGAAAUUUGCCUUGACCAAGAGGACACCUUGUGCAGACCAGGGAGACAGUGGUGGGAACCAGUACCUGCCUGGCUUCCCCAUGAAAAUUGACAUCCCAUCCCUGCUGCACAUGGAACCCAAUAUUCGCUACUCAGCCACAAAGACGACCUCGCUGCUCUUCAAUGCCAUCCCUGCGUCCUUGGGCAUGAAGCUUCGAGGGCUGCUAGACCGCAAAGGCUCUUGGAAGAAGCUGGAUGACAUCCGUAACAUCUUCUGGUGCCACAAGACCUUCACCUCAGAGUAUGUCACAGAGCACUGGUAUGAGGACUGCUUCUUUGGGUACCAGUACCUGAAUGGUGUCAAUCCUGUCAUGCUCCAUUGCCUCUCCAGCUUGCCCAGCAAACUGCCUGUCACCAAUAACAUGGUGGCCCCUUUACUGGGACCAGGAACCUGCCUGCAGACAGAGCUAGAGAGGGGGAACAUCUUCAUGGCGGACUACUGGAUCCUGGCGGAGGCCCCGGUCCACUGCCUCAACGGCCGCCAGCAGUACGUGGCCGCCCCGCUCUGCCUGUUGUGGCUCAAUCCCCAGGGGGCGCUGGUGCCCUUGGCCAUCCAGCUCAGCCAGACCCCAGGGCAAGAUAACCCCAUCUUUCUGCCCACUGACUCUGACUGGGACUGGCUGCUGGCCAAGACGUGGGUGCGCAACUCUGAGUUCCUGGUGCACGAGAACAACACGCACUUUUUGUGCACGCAUUUACUGUGCGAGGCCUUCGCCAUGGCCACGCUGCGUCAGUUGCCUCUCUGCCAUCCUAUCUAUAAGCUCCUGCUUCCCCACACUCGAUACACGCUGCAGGUGAACACCAUCGCGCGGGCCACGCUGCUCAACCCUGAAGGCCUAGUGGACAAGGUCACGUCCAUCGGGAGGCAAGGCCUUCUCUACCUCAUAAGCACGGGUCUGGCCCACUUCACCUACACCAAUUUCUGCCUUCCGGACAGCCUGCGGGCCCGCGGCGUCCUGGCCAUCCCCAACUACUAUUACCGAGACGACGGCCUGAAGAUCUGGGCGGCCAUUGAGAGCUUUGUCUCAGAAAUCGUGGGCUACUAUUAUCCCAGCGAUGCGUAUGUGCAACAGGACAUGGAGCUGCAGGCCUGGGUUGGCGAGAUUUUUGCUCAGGCGUUCCUGGGCCGGGAAAGCUCAGGCUUCCCACGCCGGCUGUGCACCCCAGGAGAGCUGGUGAAGUUCCUCACUGCAGUCAUCUUCAACUGCUCGGCACAGCAUGCCGCUGUCAACAGUGGGCAGCACGACUUUGGGUCCUGGAUGCCCAAUGCCCCAUCAUCCAUGAGGCAGCCGCCACCCCAGACCAAGGGGACCACCACCUUGAAGAGUUACCUGGAUACUCUCCCAGAAGUGAAUACCACCUGUAACAACCUUCUCCUCUUUUGGUUGGUCAGCCAAGAGCCUAAGGAUCAGAGGUUGGAGGAUGGAACUGAAAAACCCAAGGUUGAUUCUCCUGGCAAUUAG
Molecule: messenger RNA, 2230 nt
Organism: Manis javanica (Malayan pangolin)
Lineage: Eukaryota; Metazoa; Chordata; Mammalia; Pholidota; Manidae
Source: RefSeq, a predicted model, not a curated record